CUCCACCCCGCCAUCCCUCCUCACAGCAGUGCGUAACACUACCGGUACUGAGCAAGCAGCAGAGACACCGGACGAAGCCAUCUCCAACGUCGCAUCCCAAGUCGGUUAUCUAGUAUUGAACCUUUGCCGUCACUUCUCUACACUUUAGCAUCACGCAAACAACCUAUAUUAGCCACCGUACUCAGCCCAUCGACUCGAACGAACCGACCUUGCAAACUUCACCAAUAGCUAGCCACCUGCAAACCGCAAACAUGGCUGAAGUCGUCUUCGCAAGACAGUUCCUGGCGAUCUUGGAGUUGCGCUCAGCCAAGCUGUCGGCCGACCAUGUGGAAGACCCCAAGAGCUUCCCUGCUCGCCCUCCCUACAUUCUGCCCAAGAUGCCCAAGCCCAUGAGCAAGCCCAUGAGCCUCGCGCCGGGCCAGGAACGCAGCAUUAACGUCGUACUCAAGUCCCUGCGAAACCCACCCCUGGACAUCAAGCUGUCCUCCCAGAGCCUGAACACCUCGAUCCUCGACAUCAAGACGGCGGUCGAGGCGCAGUCGCGGAUACCUGUGGACAAGGUGAAGCUUUUGUACAACAAGAAGCCUGUGCCGGAUAGCAAGGUGUUGAAGGAUUUGCUCACGGAUGACCAGUCGUCGCUGGAGUUCUCUGUUAUGGUCAUUGGCGGAGCUGCGGCAGUCAAGCCCGAGCCUGCUCCCGUUGGGGUCGGCUCUGGUCAGCAGGAAGACAUUGGUGAGGCUGCGCUGGAUACACCGGAAUUCUGGAAUGAUCUGAAGGGCUUCUUGAUGCAAAGGCUCAAGCACGAGCAGAAGGCGGAGGAGCUGUCGGCGCAGUGGCGCUCGACCUGGCAGGCACAGAAGAAGUCAUGACGUAGCAAUCAUCACUGAGGACGGGACUCAAACAUAAAUAA
Molecule: messenger RNA, 910 nt
Organism: Colletotrichum navitas
Lineage: Eukaryota; Fungi; Ascomycota; Sordariomycetes; Glomerellales; Glomerellaceae
Product: cell-cycle control medial ring component-domain-containing protein
Exons: 2
Coding region: 252-869 (205 amino acids)
Molecular function (GO): protein binding
Source: RefSeq, a predicted model, not a curated record